AUGUACCCACAGCAACAAAUGAGCCCACCUGGCAACAUGCAGCAGUGGAAUGCUGCAAACAGUGGGUACAGCAUGCCAUAUGCGCGGCCUUACAGCGGAUAUUCAAAUGGUACACCUCCGCAGCAGCCACAGCAACCACAACAACAAGUGCAUAUGCAAAUGUUGCCGGAUGCCCAAAUGCAACAAAUACCACAGCAACAGAUGCAGCAGCAGCCGCAACAACAGAUGCAGAUGCAGCAAGCACCGCCGCAGCAAUUUCAGCAGCAGCAAAUGCAAGGAGACUCCAACGGGCAGCAACCAAUGUGGGGUUACCCACCGCCAAAUUAUCAGGGAUACAGGGGGAACCCCAAUAUGUACGACCGAAGGUACUCUGAAGCGGCCGCGGUACCGGGUUGUUGCAACUAUGAGAGGCCGGGUGCCGCCAGUAGUGGUUGCUGCUGCACCGCCACCGAAGGGACGAAUCCGUAUUGUUGUGGACCGCCCACCGAGCCGGGGGGGCCACUGAAUUGUUGUGCCUCCAUGUGUGAUAGGACAUUUGUCGCUAUGGUAUUUUUCUUUCUGCUCAGUACCUCGGCCUUCGCCACUGUAAUGUCGCUUGGCGACAAAGACAACAUCCUUGUCAAGUUUAAGGUACCGAACACGAGGGCCCUACAGGCGAAAAUAAACAGUAAUAUUGUUUCCAGUAGCGGUGGGUGCACUGACGGAUUCUUUACCGAUUCAAGGUUGUGCAUGGGGGAUGGUAUCGAUGCUUUCGCACUUACAGUACAGCUGAAAACGUGGAGUACGCAACGGAACGCCAUGUAUUUCCUGGCCAUGAUAUAUUCCCUCUUCACUCUUUUGUAUGCUUAUUUGAUCAACUUCCACCGCCGGAGCAACAGGGGGGCAAACGAUGAGAACGAUCCUCUGGCAUCAAGUCAACAUCAACAUGGGGGUCACCAAGGGUCAGCAAUGGGCUAUCCAAGCGUGAAAGGGCAGCUGGACGCCACCAUUAACGACUCACAACAAGGCAGUCAAAAUACCCAGAUGCAGCCCGGGUUGCAGAUGUCACCGAGAACGGGUGCAGCUGAUCCCAUACAAGUCUAUGGCACACCCUUCUAUGAGACCAUGCGUUGCGCAUGGUUCGUAAUGGGUUUUGCUGUGGUUACGUGGACGUACACGCUAAUGGCAUCCUACAUGGCACAGUCGCAGCAAUAUAGAGACAGGGCAAGUGGCGAGCUACAGCAGUUCCUCACAGCAUUCCAUCAGCGGUUUAUCGCAACAGUCGUCUGUGUGACGAUCUACCUUGCGUGGCCAAUUUCAAACAUUCUGAUUGAGAUUGCGUUGUGGUUUGUGCUCAUCAUACCUUGGCUCAUCUACAGAACUAUGUGUAAUCCCGGGCUUGGUAACUUGCGACCGGAUGUUCCCCUAGAUGAGAUGCCGGGCUGCAUCCGCCUCGACAUGUUCUUUAUGGAUUUUGCGGAUACAAGGCGGCUCGGCUUCUCAGACAGCCAAUGGCGGCUGCUCACCGGAACGGGCAAACCAUUUUUCGCUUCAUGUGUUGACGAAAGCACGAUUGAUCGUGAUCCAUCCAUGCCGAGCCUUCGGUAUGCCUCUAACUGGGCCGCCGGGGCCCAACCCGGUUCGUACCCACAGGUACCCAUGAACCCGGGGCAAAUGCAGCCCCACGGGCAACAGCUACAACAGCAACAACAACAACAACAUGUGCAGCAACAACUACAACAGCAGCAGCGGAUGAUGCAGAGCAGUAUGACGGGUGACGAGGCUGAGGGAGGGGAAGUGCAUGAGCGCAGUCGCCGUCGCCGCAGGGAUCACAGCAGACGGAGGGGUGACCGCAGUCAUAGCCGCGGCGGGGCGGAGACGGGAGAAACCAUGGAACCCUCCGGCUUUGGAACUUCACCGGGGCGCUCUGUUACGGGUGAGGACGAAGGUGAUAUUCAAGCGGACCGCGGGCGCCGCAGCCGCAGCCGUCGGAGGGGCCACCGCGAUGGCAGCCGUAAUGCUCGUAGUGGAGAUUUUAAUGACUGGGAUGACCAAAGCGGUGGCGAGGGUGGGCGACGCCACAGUCGUCGGGGGCGCAGCGAAACCAAUAACAGUACAAUGAACAGCACGGGCUUCCUUAACCCUCAGGACAUCGAUAGGAUGCUGAAUGAAGUGUAG
Messenger RNA from Trypanosoma brucei brucei TREU927, 2157 nucleotides. RefSeq lists its product as hypothetical. Gene Ontology annotation, molecular function: RNA polymerase II complex binding; mRNA binding. Gene Ontology annotation, biological process: termination of RNA polymerase II transcription. The record is from RefSeq and is a predicted model, not a curated record. The coding region runs from base 1 to 2157 and encodes 718 amino acids. The transcript has a single exon. Gene Ontology annotation, cellular component: cytoplasm; mRNA cleavage factor complex. NCBI's taxonomy places the organism in Eukaryota, Euglenozoa, Kinetoplastea, Trypanosomatida, Trypanosomatidae.